GUGGUGGUGAGUGUGACGCGGCGAUUGGAUGAUGCAGGAAAUAAAGCUAUGGUUGAAGGACCAUCUGGAUGAUCUGGACAGCAAAGAGUUUAAGUGCUUUAAAUGGUAUCUUCACACUCCAGAUGAGUCUAAGGAUGGUUUCAAACCUAUCAAGAAGAGCCGUCUGGAACUUGCAGACAGAUUGGACACAGUAGAUCUGAUGUUUCAGAUGUACACCACAAUCACCAAGGAGGUGGCAGAGACGAUUUUCAAGAAGAUCAUUCCAUAUGAAGGACAUGCAUUUAAAUUUUGGAUUCUGAAUAUUUUGGAAAACCUGGACAAUAAGGAGCUGAAGUUAUUCCAGUGGUACCUUUGCAAAGAAGAUGAGUCCAAGGAUGGCUUCAAACCCAUCAAAAGAUCUGAGCUUGAUGGUGCAGACAUAAUGGGCACAGUAGAUGUCAUGGUUAAGACGUACCACCAAAACAUCAGGAAGGUCACGAAGGAGAUCCUGGAGAAGAUUGAAAACAAUAAAGACAAAGUUCCACCUGAAAUUGAGGAGCAGAUUAAUUCAUCUACUCCAAGUGAAGAGAACGAGCUCAACACGAUGCUUAGUAACUUUGAGAGUAAGGUAUCUAUAGAAACCUUGACACAACUUAUAGAGGAUCUCAUGAGUGAAAACAUCUUGACGUCAUCGGAUAAGGAUGAAAUCUUUAAAAACCACACCAGAGUAAACAUGGCCACCUGCUUAGUUGACAUAGUGAAGGAAAAUGGAAACUCCCAAAAGCUGAUUGAUCAUCUUCAAACCAAAUAUCCACAACUGUUGUCUGAUGUAGAGUCAACUUCUAACCCAGGUCAAAAGUCUGAUGAACAUCGCUCCUCUAGUGAAAACUGCUCCAAGGACAAGGAAAAGGAAAUCUUACGGAAGAUCUGGCCUGAUGGAAACGAUGCUGAAUUGUUGAAGGACCGUCUGGAUGAUCUGGACAGCAAAGAGUUUAAGUACUUCAAAUGGUAUCUUUGCACUUCAGAUGAGUCUAAGGAUGGUUUCAAACCUAUCAAGAAGAGCCGUCUGGAAGAUGCAAAGAGACUGGAUACAGUAGAUCUGAUGUUUCAGAUGUACACCACAAUCACCAAGGAGGUGGCAGACAAGAUUUUCAAGAAGAUCAUUCCAUAUGAAGGACAUGAAUUUAAAACUUGGCUUCUGGAUAUUUUGGAAGACCUGAACAAUAAGCAGCUGACGUCAUUCCAGUGGUACCUUCGCAAUUUACAUGAGUCCAAGGAUGGGUUCAAACCCAUCAAAAGAUUCAAGCUGGUUGGUGCAGACAGACUAGACACAGUAGAUGUUAUGGUUAAGACGUACCACCCAAAAACCAGGGAGGUCACGAAGAAGAUCCUGAAGAAGAUUGAAAUCAAUAUAGAUGAAGUUCCACCUGAAAUUGAGGAGCAGAUUAAUUCAUCUACUCCAAGUGAAGAGAAAGAGCUCAACACGAUGCUUAGUAACUUUGAGAGUAAGGUAUCUAUAGAAACCUUGACACAACUCAUAAAGGAUCUCAUGAGGGAAAAGAUCUUGACGUCAUCGGAUAAGGAUGAAAUCUUUAAAAACCGCACCAGAUUGAACAUGGUCACCUGCUUAGUUGACAUAGUGAAGGAAAAUGGAAACUCCCAAAAGCUGAUUGAUCAUCUUCAAACCAAACAUCCACAACUGUUGUCUGAUGUAGAGUCACCUUCUAACCCAGGUCAAGAGUCUGAUGAACAUUGCUCCUCUAGUAAAAUAGAGAAACACUCUGCAGUCCCUGAAGCAAGCAAACGCUCCUCUAAGAACUUCUGUCCUGAUUGGUGUUGGGAUUUUUCAACAAAAAAACCAGCAGAACCUGGAGAGAUGCCUUGUAUGGACUGCUCACCAUGCUUUAAAAACUGUUUGGAUUUUCUAAGAGCCAUCGAGGAAAGGAGGGAAUUCAGGUCCCAGACUGCAGACAGUGAUAAUAACAAGCAACGGCAGAAGCAUCCGGAAGAACUGGACCCGGGACAGAAGGGCUACCUUCACACUGCAGAAGGUAGCUCCAUACUCACCAAAAACGACACGCUGCAGGGAGCAGACGGACGGGACACAGCACACCCGAUGACUGAACCAUACCCAACAAACACCUGGGCGGUCAAUAAAGAGAACGAGCUCAACAUGAUGCUUCUGGAUUUUGUGAGGAAGGUAGCAAAAGAAACCUUGAAACAACUCAUAGAGAAUCUCAAGAGGGCAAACAUCUUGAAGUCAUCUGAUGAGGAGGCAAUCUUUCAAAACCACACCAGAGUAAACAUGGCCACCUGUUUAGUUAACAUUGUAAUGGAAAAGGAAACCAAUGCCUACAAGGAUAUGAUUCAUCAUCUUCAAACCAUCGAUCCACAACUGUGGUCUGAACUACAGUCAUCUUCUAUUGCGGGUCAAGAAUCUGGUGAACAUCUCUUUGACAAUAAAAUACCCUUGAAGGACAUGAAGAAUAUCUGGCAGCAGAAAUCUCCUGGAGACAGCGAUGAUGCUGAUGCUCUAUGGUUGAAGGAACGUCUGGAAGAUCUGGAUAGCAGAGAGUUGAAGUACUUCCACUGGUACCUUUACACUUUACACGAGUCUGAUGUUGACUUCAAACCUAUCGUGAAGAGCAGUCUGGAACAUGCAGACAGAUUGGACACAGUAAAUCGGAUGUUUCAGAUGUACAGCACAAACACCAAGGAGGUGGCAGAAAAGAUUUUCAAGAAGAUCAUUCCAUAUGAAGGACAUGUGAUUAAAAUUUGGCUUCUGGAUAUUUUGGAAGACCUGAACAAGAAGGAGUUGAAGUUAUUCCAGUGGUACCUUCACACUACAUAA
Molecule: messenger RNA, 2830 nt
Organism: Gambusia affinis (western mosquitofish)
Lineage: Eukaryota; Metazoa; Chordata; Actinopteri; Cyprinodontiformes; Poeciliidae
Exons: 22
Coding region: 29-2830 (933 amino acids)
Biological process (GO): regulation of apoptotic process
Source: RefSeq, a predicted model, not a curated record